ACUAUUUUUUUAGGGAGGAAUAUUCUAAAGUGUAUGCUGUUAGGCAUUUCCGGUGAAAACAAUACCAAAUUCGGCUGUUGUAUUAAAAGUAGAUUUUCUGCGGUAAAAUCAUGUCUAAACUGAAAAAGUAUGUAGAGGAAAACAAAAGCAACAAAAACCCAGAGCUUGAGAUCAUUGACAGAGGCGUUGUAGAGCUAACGGAUACCCCAGGACUUUUUGAGUUAGCACAUCUAACAAGAUUGACCUUGACACAUAACAAGAUCACAAAUAUACCAUCAUCACUCACCAACUUGUACAAUCUGGAGUUCCUGAACUGUUUCAACAAUCAUAUCAAGGAAAUACAUCCAAAUAUCAGCAGCAUGACAAAAUUGAAGACCUUGAAUCUGGGCAUGAAUCGCUUGUGCACAUUGCCCCGAGGGUUUGGUGCGUUUCCUGUCUUAGAAGUGUUGGAUCUGACAUACAAUAAUCUCAACGAGACAAGUCUGCCACAGAACUUCUUUCAACUUGAUUCUCUCCGGGCUCUUUAUUUGGGUGACAAUGACUUUGAGACCUUGCCACCCGAGAUCGGCAGACUGAAGAAUCUCCAAAUUUUGGUUGUACGUGAAAACGAUCUGGUCUCGUUACCGAGGGAGGUGGGCGACUUGAUACGCCUGAGAGAGCUUCACAUCCAGGGCAACAGACUGACUGUGCUUCCUCCAGAAAUAGGCAACCUGGACCUGGUUGGAUCCCGGCAGGUUUUCCGUGGAGAGAACAACCCCUGGGUGACGCCCAUAGCUGACCAGUACCAGGUCGGGGUGUCCCAUGUCUUUGACUACAUCCGAUCUGAGACCUACAAAUUCCUGUAUGGACGUCACAUGACCAUGAACACUCCACCCCCACCCAAGACCAUCGACAAGACCAAGAAAAUCAGCCGUUUGGGCUAGAAGAACGGCAAACAGAGAAGUAGAUACAGGAUUGCAAGAAGAACUGAAGUUGUAACAAAAAAGUUGAAAAGACUAGUUGUGUAGGAUGAAAAAGCUGUGUUUGUGUUAUUGUAUCUAUAAGCCUAUUCAGCAAUUGAUCAAUCAGUUUUGAGUUUAAUUACUCGUCUGAAAUAGAUUGCAAUAUGUCUCCAACAAAAAAUGGAUUCACAGCUUUCCGAAUAUAUUUGAUUGGUCAGUUGGCCAUACGUCAAUGAAAAUUUCAAACAGCAGCUUUUAGCAUGCAUGAUUAAAAAUUGAAAGACUCACUGGCCAGUACUAUUUGUUGUGUAGAUCACAUGUAAUAUAAACUUAGUUUCUUUAAUAGAAAGUGCAUUGGUAAUAUUCUUUUUUGUAAAUGCACAAAAAUGGUGUUUUCAUACUCAUAAUCUUUAUUAUUCUUUUUGGCUCUUAUAUCACAACUGCUUUUUCAAUUGAUGAAUGAAUGACCGUGAACAUAGACAGUCUAUCAAAUCAUUAUGCAGCAUUUACACAAACAUUUUAAAAAAGGUAAUAAUUAUGUCCUCAAUAUUGAUUUUUCUGUUAACCCUUUCCCACUCCGAGCAAAGAGAAAAUGGUUAUGUGCAAACAGCAUAAAACCAGAACAGCCUGUGAGUAACUGGCAGUCUGUUCAGGUUUUAUGCAGUUUGCUGCUCAUCAGUAACUAAGGGUUGAACAUGAAGCCUUUAAAACUUGAAUUUUGAAAGAAAGGCAUUUUAUUAAAUGUAACUACAAAUGUGUCAAAAUACGUAUCUAAUUGGUAAAGGGUUCAAUGAACAAAAUGCUGUUUAAAGAUAAGGAUCCGAUGAUAUUUGUGAGACUUACUAAUCAGAUUUUGUAGUACUAUACUGCCACCAAUUAAAAACAAUUCAAACCCAAUUAGUUGUUGCAUAUGUGAUUGUUGUCUGUCAACUAUAAGGUCAAUGGUAUUUAAUACGUAUGUAUUGUUCUCUUCUGUAUCAUGAAUCAUGUAUCUUCCAUACUUAUUGUUAUAAUACAAGAGCGUUCCUUUGAUAUCAGUAUGAUAUUUAUUCGUAUUUAUAUAAUCAUUAUGUGCAUGUCAUUAUUAUUUCUUGUACAAUAUUUGCAUAACAAAUUGCAUACAUUAAUCUGGUGUGAUCUUUUUAUAAAAAUGUAUUAUGUAUACAUAUUUACAUUUUAUUGAUUUAAUAUUAUUUUGUUACUGAACCAGCCUCUUGCUAAGGGAUACAUUUGACUGUAUUUUUAUGUCCCCGGUAGGGUUGCAUAUAGCAGUUGAGCUGUCCCUCAGUCAGUCUGUCUGUCCCUGCGAAAAAACUUUAACAUUGGCCAUAACUUUUUCACAAUUGAAGAUAGAAACUUGAUAUUUGGCAUGCAUGUGUAUCUCAUGGAGCUGAACAUUUUGAGUGGUGAAAGGUGAAGGUCAAGGUCAUCCUUCAAGGUCAAAUGUCAAAUAUAUGGCAUCUGUCCGUCCGAAAACUUUAACAUUGGCCAUACCUUUUUCAGUACUGAAGAUAGCAACUUGAUAUUUGGCAUGCAUGUGUAUCUCAUGAAGCUGCGCAUUUUGAGUGGUGGAAGCUCAAGGUCAAGGUCAUCCUGUAAGGUUAAUGGUCAAAAAAAAUUAAUUCAAAGCAUCGUUCUCAUGAAGCUGCACAUGUUGAGUGGUGAAAUUUCAAGGUUAUCCUUCAAGGUCAAGGUCAUCCUUCAAGGUCAAAGGUCACCGGAAAAAAAUUCAAAGCAGUGAUAUCAUGAAGCUGCACAUUUUGAGUGGUGGAAGUUCAAGGUUAAGGUCAUCCUUUAAUGUCAAGGUCAUCCUUCAAGGUCAAAGGUCAAAAAAAAUAAAUUCAAAGCGGCGCAUUGUGUUUCUGACAAACACAUCUGUUGUUGAACUAUGAAAUAGAUCAUGAUCAUGCUGAUGGCGGUUUGUACUCAAAAUCAACUCAACUAGGAAUGGGAUAGAGUACAAGAUAAUGUUUAACCUUUUACCACUUAAAUACAUAUUUUGAUGCAUUUCUAGUCCCUUAGAAAGUUGAAUGUAAUGUUAAGUUGAAUGUAAAGUUUUUCCUUACUAGAUUCAAGUUUUAAAGGCUUCAUUUCCAACCCUUAGAUACUGAUGAGCAGCAAACAGUUUAAAACCUUAUCAGGCUGCGAGUUACUCGCAGGCUGUUAUGGUUGUAUGCUGUUUGCACAUAGCAAUUUUCACUUUGCUUUUCACUUUGGUUCUGUGUGGGAAAGGGUUAAAAAAAAAAUCUUAUUUCCUUGGCAGGAUAUAUAAAUUGCUUGUCAGAGGUUAGGAUAAAAAAAAUCAAACCUUACUGCUGAAAACAUUUUUUCAACAAAUAUCGGAUUACUUGUUCCUUUAAAUAGAAAUAGACUUGGUAUUUCACUGCUCGUGCUGAAAAUGGUGUGAUAUGUGAAAACUGCGCAUUUGUCUCCUUGUUGACAUAACACAACUAGUUGAAUUGGGAUUUGGUAAAUACUGUGCCUUAGGAAUUAAGAUAUUGUCCCAACGUCAUAGUUAUUAUUGGCUGCUAUUCGGGUUUUCUUUUAACUUCCAAUGAUUAAUGUGUCACAUAAUUGGCUCCAUUGGUGCAAAAAGGUACCAUGUGACAUAGACAUUUGAAGGCCCACGGUACCUUUUUGCACCAAUCAGGCGAUUAUUAUAUUUAACGCUAAGCUCAUAGGGCAACGAUUAUAUUUAACGCUAAGCACAUAUUUCCACCUUAUAUGACUGUAUUUUGGGUUUCCUUUCCAUCUUGCGACCUUUUUUACACCAAUCGGGUGAUCAUUAUAUUUAACUCUAAGCUCUUAUUUCCACCUUAUAUGACUGUAUUUUGGGUUUCCUUUCCAUCUUGUGUUAUUGGGAAGGUAUUUGAAUACAUGUGCAAUAUUCAGUGUCAUCGUUUAAAGGGAUGUGUUCAUAGAAGAUUAAAUUUCCAGCUCACGUUCAUGACAUUGGAUGCAUUAAAUAUGUAACCCAUUCAUGCCUAGUGGACUCUCCCAUCCUUCUAAAUUGGAUCAAUUUAUUUCCAAAAUUACGGAUGUCUAGUAUAUUUAUUUCUAUAUUUAGAAUAUUUCUUACAGAAAUUCCUGUAAGCAAACAGCGCAGGCCCAGAUGAUACGCCGCAUCAUGCUGCGCCUCAUCUGGGUCUACGCUGUUUGCCAAGGCCUUUUUUCUUGACACUUGGCAUAAAAUAUUUAAGUUCACAACCAAAGGUUUAAGCAAUUUAAUUUAAUUAAACUGAGUCAAAGAGUUGCAUUAUUUAAAAAUAUUUACAAUCAAUAUACCUUAUUAUUUUACAAGUAUGCGAUUUUUGUUUUUUGUCUUGCAAAGGUACAGAGUUGCAAGAUUUCAAACAUAGAAUUUAAUUUGGACCUAUUUUCAACAGCGAAUUAAAACUAAAAUUAAGAGUUUAAUAAAUGCUGAUAUGAAAAUAGGAUCCAUUUCUAUCCAUUUUCCCCCACAGCUAGUCAAUUUGUUUAUAACAUUUUCAAACUGCUUUAGAACUGAUAUUUUUAUAUAUUGAAAUAAAUAGUGCGCCACCUAAAAAAAAAAGAGAAUGUCUCUUUAAUAGAGCACACAACUGCUUUAAGUGAUAAUAAGUGGUACUUGUAAAUACAUCUAAGCAGCAGUGUUAUGUCAAAUGUUUCAGAGGCAGGAAGAGAAAAUGAAGAAGCGUUGAUCUGUUGGAGUAUUAUGCAUGUUGAGAACAUCCUAACAAUACUGAGAGGUCAAGUGUUGUCAAUGAUGUUCAAGUAUAAGUAAAACAAUGUUUGCGUUAGUUUGUAGGCGUAAGUGUGCCAUGUCAUUCAUUAUGUGACCUUUGUAAAUAGUUUUAAUUUGUUUGUUUGAAGCUUUGAUGUGGAUCUUUGCCUUCUGGAUUGAUCAAGAACAUGAUGACAAUUACAAACAGGGAAACCAAUGUUGCAAUAUUUGAAAUCAUGUCAAAUGUUAGGGUAUUUCAGACGCAACAAUGUAAACAAAUCUUCUUUUUCUCAGUAAUCCUUCUCUGUUUUAUUCUUAAUUUGAUUUUGAUAAAGAAAUAAAUUGAAUUAUUUCCUUUUGGAUUUUAAUAUAAUUUCUGUUUUAAUUGCCAUGGAGACCCAUGCAAAACCUUGAAACUCUGUAAAUUUUUCUUGCUAGAAAUCAGUGUUUAAAAGCAAAUACUAGUGCAGUUGUCAAUGCCACUUGUUUGUAAAUUCAUACCAAUAAUCAUGAUUAAUAAAAACAUUUUUUUCUGAUGGUGAUUGAUAUCAGAAUCAAUAUUAAAUAAAAACCUAUUGUUGUUUUCAUCAUGUUCCUUUUUUUAUCAUUUCUACAAAAAGAUGCAAAUAUGUUAACAUCUUUUUAAAAGUAGUUGUUGCAUACCAUUUUUUAGAAAGUCUUAUUUUGAUUUAAAAAAUAUUUUUUACAUUUUUAAUGCUCCUAUGUAAUGAAACGAACAUUUUCAUUGGAUAACCAAGUUGUUAAUGUCUUCAUGUUUGUUCAUCUUAUAAAUAUAAAAUGAUGCCGGUAUUUACUAAUUACUGCCAUUUAAGUUGUUUUUAUGCCCCCCGCAGGAGGGCAUAUAGUGAUCACAUCCGUCUGUCUGUCUGUCCUUCCGUCACACUUUUGCGUUUAGGAUUCGAAAAAUGCUCAUAAAUUCUAUGUGACUUCAGAUGUAACCUUCAUAUUUGGUAUGCAUGUGUAUAUGGACAAGGCCUUUCCAUACGCACACACAUUUUGACCCCCUUGACCUUGAACUUAGGCUCUGAGUUUAGGUUUGAAAUCUGUGUUUAUGUUUCGAAAAAAGUAAUUUUCAGGGGGCAUAUGUCUGCCGAUAGAGACAGCUCUUGUUUUCAUUUUAAUUUGUGACAUAAAUAUCUGAUAUGGAAUUUCAAUGUUUGCUUUAUUGAUACUGAUUUUUACAAGUGUUGUACAGAUUAACCCUUUCAGUGCUGGAACCGAAUUUUAAAGGCCUUUGCAAACAGUUUGGAUCCAGAUGAGACGCCACAAAACGUGGCGUCUCAUCAGGAUCCAAACUGUUUGCUAUUCUGAUAGUAUUCUUUGAAAAAAAAUAGAAGAAAAUGCUAAUUUUAGAAAUUCAGCAGAGGAGAUUUUAGCAGACGACAAAUUUCCCAGCAUGCAAAGGGUUAAGUUAUCAAGAUUAACAUAGCAAAGUUCAAGUUCCUUUAAAUGCAAACUUAUGACAUGUUUAUGUGGUAACAUAAUAGCAUACUUGUUUAUGACAAGUGAUUUAAAAUAAUGUAAAAUGGUGCUUUUUUGUAAUUUAGUCAAUUCAUUUUAAUGUCAUUAUUUAUACUAAUAUUAUCACAACUUCCAUUCAAACAUGCACAUUUUCAGACUCUUCGCAUCAAAGCGUGUUUUCGUAAUGUUUAAAUUAUUAUACAGAGAAUUUAAGAUGUUAGUCUAUUUCAAUGUAGUUAUGCAGUGUUUUAUACAGUUAGGUGUUAAACACUUAAUAUGUUUUGAUAGGCAAAAUUAUAUGUUAUGAAUAUUUUAUUUAGAUUUCUUGCAUGUUGUACGGUUACUUAAUCAAUAUGUUCAUAUAUAUUAGAUGCUUAAAUAAAAAAAAUAAACAUUUC
Messenger RNA from Dreissena polymorpha, 6524 nucleotides. Its product is annotated as ras suppressor protein 1-like. The record is from RefSeq and is a predicted model, not a curated record. Gene Ontology annotation, molecular function: protein binding. Lineage: Eukaryota; Metazoa; Mollusca; Bivalvia; Myida; Dreissenidae. The transcript is spliced from 9 exons. Bases 111 to 923 code for a protein of 270 amino acids.